Molecule: messenger RNA, 1522 nt
Organism: Anastrepha obliqua
Lineage: Eukaryota; Metazoa; Arthropoda; Insecta; Diptera; Tephritidae
Gene: Mtch
Product: mitochondrial carrier homolog 2
Exons: 5
Coding region: 127-1107 (326 amino acids)
Source: RefSeq, a predicted model, not a curated record
CUGUCACAUUUUGUUUUACAGAUAUUGGGGAAAAAUAAUAGCUGCCGGUUCCAUAACAUCCAAACUUUUGCUCCUAGGAUAAAAAUUACCGCGAAUAUAUUAAAAAUUUGAAUAACACGUUAUAGUAUGGCCGCGUUGGACCCCACAUUUGUUAAUAUCAGCGAUGAUCAAGGGAAUAAAGAGGUGAACGAAUGGAUUAGAUUUGGAAUGCGACUGGCGGUAAGCGCCGCACUUCACCCAUUUGAAUACUCAAAGGUACUUAUUCAACUGGGGUAUGAACCCAUACCGCCCCGCCCUGGCACAUCUUUCUUAGGUAGACCGAUAAUGGUGUUGCCGAAUAUCUUUCAGUACGCUGGAUACAUCAGGAAAAUGGAUGGAUUCUAUGGCUGCUACCGUGGCCUUGCACCUAAGUUGGUAGGCUCAAUUGUGAGCAUGAUCUUCAGUGAGAAAAUUGCAGACAGAGUGGGCCUUCCAGAGGUCGAUGAUAAAGACAAAGAUGACAAUAACCUCACGGAUGAAGAACUCUACAUUCAAUUCAAAGUUAAUCUAAAGCGGGAUGUAGUGUUGAGCGUAUCUGGAAUUAUUGUAUCGCAACCCUUCCAUGUUAUAUCACUGCGAAUGAUGGCGCAAUUUAUUGGUCGAGAAAAACUGUAUUCAUCGAUUUUCGGUUCUAUUAAAGAGAUUUAUAAAACGGAAGGAGUUUUAGGCUUUUUUGCUGGUUUAGUUCCAAAACUACUUUGCGACGUAGUCUGCCUGGUACUUACAAGCACGACAGUGUUCGUUCUGAAUAAAUAUGCCAUCAAGGACAAAAUCGGUAGACAGUAUAAUGCAGGUUUUGUGCAGUUCGCUUUCUCAAGCAUUCUUUAUCCGCUGCAAGUGGUCUCUACCUGCAUGUCAGUAACAAGCUCGCGUUUAAUGGCAGGAAGACCACCGGUGAUGCCAAAAUACAAAAACUGGGUUGAUUGUUGGAAUGACUUGCAAACGCGUGGCGAACUCAAGCGCGGCAGCUCAUUAUUUUGGAGGUCUGUUGGAGUCUCUUCAAAAGUGCUCACUGUUGGAAAGCGCGGUGACUUUCCACCCUUACCUACUAUUGCAAAAUAUCAAUAAGUCAAGCAUUUGAAUUAUUACCUCCAUCACUGAGUAACGAUGCAUUUCAAAUGUAAUUUUUGCUGUUGAUUUCAACGCAAUUUCAAUAAACUAACAGCAUUUGUUGAUGAGCAUUUUCAGAAAAUGAGAAAAAUGAGACAAAUUACAAACAACAUUGGCAGCACCGUGAAGCGGCGUCUGAUAUUCAAUGAAUGCAAAUGUGUUUAUUAUUAAUACUUUUUUAAAUUGAUGUAUAAAUAUUGAUUACGGCCUGUUUCUGUUGACUGUAGCUUAAAUUAAAUGCACUUGGUGUACUAAAAUAUAUUUUCAAUAUUUGUGAUUAUCUGCAUACAACUGAUCGAAAAAAAGAAAUAAGCGAAUCUAAAGAACUCCCCCUAGUUGGAAGUAAAAUAAAACUGCCUUUGUUUUGUUUUAA